AUGUACUAUAAGCUUAAAGCUAUGUAUUCGAUAAAAUUUUUGAUGAUUUCAAAAAGCCCGGUUUACUGGAUCGCUGGCAACGGUCCGGAGUGCGAGAUAAUUCUGGUGGAAAACAACCCAACUGUAAACAUCUAUCGCAGCGUGGCGCAAAUUCCAGAGAGCUCGGCAAGAAGUCAAGAGGGGUUCUCUUUGCCUUCGGCUUCUUAUUUGGAGCAGUUUUAUCAGAGAGCAGUGGAACGAAGGAGAUUGAAUGGGAUCUAG
Messenger RNA from Oikopleura dioica, 261 nucleotides. NCBI's taxonomy places the organism in Eukaryota, Metazoa, Chordata, Appendicularia, Copelata, Oikopleuridae. The record is from the annotation of a GenBank genome assembly.